This is a messenger RNA of Fulvia fulva, 630 nucleotides long. RefSeq lists its product as uncharacterized. The record is from RefSeq and is a predicted model, not a curated record. The transcript has 2 exons. The coding region runs from base 1 to 630 and encodes 209 amino acids. NCBI's taxonomy places the organism in Eukaryota, Fungi, Ascomycota, Dothideomycetes, Mycosphaerellales, Mycosphaerellaceae.
AUGCGCUGCUUCUGCUUCGCAGUCCAUCUCCUGCCCACGGGCCUCCUCAUCAGCGUGGCAGCGGCACUCCAACUCCCCGACCUGCAGCCAUUCCUCUCAGCCCUACCCAAUCUCCUGCAGGACUGGAUUCCACAGGCGCUGCAGAAUGACACAGCUCACGAGCUGUUGAAGAGACAAUACAGCAACACCUGCCCGACAGGCUUUGCAUCGUGCGCCAACCUCGGCGCGCCCCAGCUGUGCUGCAUGUCCAGCGCCGUCUGUUCGGCUGACUAUGCUGGGCACGUUGCUUGCUGUCCCUCGGGCGCAGCUUGUACCGGCACGAUCACGGGUAUUGUAUCGUCUGGCACGAUGAACGGCGAUGGUGUCAUUGUAGGAGGAGGAGCUGCGGCAACGGGCACAUCGAAUGGUGGUGGCCUGGUUGGGGGCCCGAGUGCCACAACCACGAGCUUCCAGUUCGCGAGCAGUACACAAUCGAACAAUGGUGGCUUGGUGGAAGCUACGACGACAGGGAAUGGCUUUAUCGUGGCUGGAUCUAGCACAGUUGCGACUCCAGGCGCGGGCGUCAGGACGGCAGAUAUCCCAUAUGCGAUCAAGGUCGUGCUCAACAUGUUGGAUUAUUUACCAAUCUAG